AUGCAGAAUUUUUCGGCUGCCUCGGUAAAUUUCAGCCAGACCAGGAAGCAAAAGGGAGAGUAUACGACAGCCCCAUUUGAUCCACGCUUCCCAAAUACCAACCAGACCCGCAACUGCUACCAGAAUUACUUGGAUUACCACCGCUGCACCAAGGCCCUGGCAGCCAAAGGCAAGGACACCAAGCUGUGUGACUGGUACCGCAGGGUCUUCACAUCCCUGUGUCCUGUGUCCUGGGUGAAGCGCUGGGAUGAGCAGCGGGAACAAGGAACCUUUGCUGGCAAGAUAUGA
Molecule: messenger RNA, 288 nt
Organism: Gekko japonicus
Lineage: Eukaryota; Metazoa; Chordata; Lepidosauria; Squamata; Gekkonidae
Product: cytochrome c oxidase subunit 6B1
Exons: 3
Coding region: 1-288 (95 amino acids)
Cellular component (GO): respiratory chain complex IV; mitochondrion
Source: RefSeq, a predicted model, not a curated record